Molecule: messenger RNA, 624 nt
Organism: Pyricularia oryzae 70-15
Lineage: Eukaryota; Fungi; Ascomycota; Sordariomycetes; Magnaporthales; Pyriculariaceae
Exons: 4
Source: RefSeq, a predicted model, not a curated record
ACCCCCUUUACCACCAACGUUCCGGCCAACGUUAACGUUUUGCGUAUCCUGCAGAAAUUUUUUAUAAAAACCCGGGCAUAUUUUUAUUUUAACGAGGAUAAUUUCGAUAACGAUGCAAAUAAAAUUACCUACGCAGCCUCGUUUUUAAAAGGCGACGCGUUCGCCUGGUUCGAACCAACCCUGCGAAAUUAUUUGGAUUAUAAUAAAGAAAAAAACCGUAAAAUUAAAAUUAACCGCAUUUUCGAUAAUUAUAACAAUUUCGAAAAAUACUUUAGGGGAAUAUUCGGCAAUCCAAACGAAAAACGUACGGUUAAACGUAAAUUAAUGGGUUUUACCCAAACCAAAUCGGUAUUUAAAUAUACCAGUAAAUUUCGACAAAUUACCGCCAAAUUAUUAUGGGGUAAAAAGGCCCUAAUAACACGUUUUUAUACGGGAUUUAAAAAAAAAAUUAAAAACAAAUUGGUUAAAAAAAAACGACCCGAUAUAUUAGCAAAAUAUAUGGAAUUAACGGACGCAAAUAUUAAUACCCCAAACCGCCUCGCCAAUAUAAUACCGCGAUUUGCCACGGAUUUCAGGGACAAAGCCGAAAAACCACGAGGAUUUAAUACCACCAACCAUAAUUAA